This is a messenger RNA of Emiliania huxleyi CCMP1516, 1275 nucleotides long. RefSeq lists its product as hypothetical. The transcript is spliced from 6 exons. Lineage: Eukaryota; Haptophyta; Isochrysidales; Noelaerhabdaceae. The record is from RefSeq and is a predicted model, not a curated record. Bases 1 to 1275 code for a protein of 424 amino acids.
AUGUCAUCCUCGGACGCGGACGUGGCUUGCUGCGCCAGCCAAGACGACGCGCCACUUCUCCGCCGCGUCGUCGCGCCGUCCCGCUCGCAGUGGGAGUGGAUCACCUCGAUCUGCUGCGCACUGUCCUACGCGUGCACCUACUUUUGGCGCUACCCCGCGUUUGUGCUUCCUCCCGAUGUGCUCGAUGUGCCGGUGCGUGGCGGGUUUACCCUGCGGUCCUGCAUAUCCUUUGCCUUCAUCGGCGGAUUUGCGGCCGCAAAGCUGCCUGCGGCACACUUUGCAUCGUCGCGGCUCUUCUUCCGCCACCGCCGCACGCUUCUCCUCUCCCUGAUCACCUCGUCGAUGCUCAUCGAGGGCGCGGGCCUCGCGGCGCCGCAUCCCGCCGCGAAGCAGCAGCAGCAGCAGCAGCAGCAGCAGCAGCAGCAGCAGCAGCAGCAGCAGCAGCAGCAGCAGCAGCAGCAGCAGCAGCAGCAGCAGCAGCAGCAGGAGGAGGAGGACGAGGAGGAGGACGAGGAGGAGGACGAGCAAGAGGUCGAGGUGGAGGUGGAGACGCAGCAGCAGCAGCAGCAGCAGCCGCAGCAGCAGCAGCAGCAGCAGCAGCAGCAGCAGCAGCAGCAGCAGCAGCAGCAGCAGCAGCAGCAGCAGCAGCAGCAGCAGCAGCAGUGGCAGCAGCAGCAGCAGCGGCAGCAGCAGCGGCAGCAGCAGUGGCAGCAGCAGCAGUGGCAGCAGCAGUGGCAGCAGCAGUGGCAGCAGUGGCAGCAGUGGCAGCAGCAGCGCGCCUUUCUCCGGCGGUGGGCAUGCGGCCUCGCGCCGCUCUGCGUUGCCUACGCCCUCCUCACUGGGGUGCGUUCGCUGCGCGACCUCUUCGCCGACCAGCUCUUCGCCGCCUCGCUCGGCGCCCCCGGCGGCGCGGCGCCCGGCUGGAUCCUCUGGACCGCAGACCUGCCGGGCGCCCUCGUCUCCGCCGCGACUCUCGUCGCCUUUGGUCGUAUCCGCGACUCUCACCGCGCGAUGCAGGCGGUGCCGGCGAUGCUGUCUGUCAUGAUCGCAGCGACCUGCCUCGCCCUCGUCGCGACGGGCGCGUGGCAGCUGGGUCUGCUCGGAGGCGGCUCGUGGCAGCUGCUGCUGGGCACGGGCGUCUUCCUGUGCUACGCGACCAUGGGGACGCCAUUCUACGAGCGGUUGCUCGCCGCGACGCGCACCGAGGGCGCCGACAUCCGCGCUCUUCAUGUCUGCCCGUGGGCGCGGCCUGAUCGGAAUGCGCGUGGCAUCUAG